This is a messenger RNA of Melopsittacus undulatus (budgerigar), 1250 nucleotides long. It is a transcript of the gene B4GALT7, whose product is annotated as beta-1,4-galactosyltransferase 7. Gene Ontology annotation, molecular function: xylosylprotein 4-beta-galactosyltransferase activity. The record is from RefSeq and is a predicted model, not a curated record. Gene Ontology annotation, biological process: proteoglycan biosynthetic process; carbohydrate metabolic process. Bases 15 to 956 code for a protein of 313 amino acids. Gene Ontology annotation, cellular component: Golgi apparatus. The transcript is spliced from 6 exons. NCBI's taxonomy places the organism in Eukaryota, Metazoa, Chordata, Aves, Psittaciformes, Psittaculidae.
GCCGGGCGAGCGCCAUGGGCCCGGCCCGCCGCAGGGCCGCGCUCCGCCUGCGCGGCGGAGGGUUCUCCGUGUUCCCGUUGUUCUGCCUGGCGCUGCUCCUGGGCUUCGCCUCCCUGCUCUGGCUCCAGCUCAGCUGCUCGGGCGAGGGGCCGGCCCCCGGCGGCGGGCAGAGCAGGGGGGCUCCCCUGCAGCCCUGCCCGCCCCAGGCCCCUCUGCCGCCGGUGGAGGAUGAGCCGUCGUGGGGUCCCCAUCGCCUGGCGCUGCUCGUCCCCUUCCGGGAGCGCUUCGAGGAGCUGCUGACCUUUGUGCCCUACAUGCACCGCUUCCUGAGCACCAAGAGAAUCCGGCAUCACAUCUUCAUCCUCAACCAGGUGGAUCAUUUCAGGUUUAACAGAGCAUCCCUGAUCAAUGUGGGCUUCCUGGAGAGUGGCAACGACACCGACUACAUUGCAAUGCACGAUGUUGAUCUCCUGCCCCUCAACGAGCAGCUGGACUACAGCUUCCCAGAGGCAGGACCCUUCCACGUGGCAUCCCCGGAGCUACAUCCGCUCUAUCACUAUAAGACGUAUGUGGGUGGCAUCCUGCUGCUCACCAAGCAGCACUACGAGAUGUGCAACGGCAUGUCCAACCGCUUCUGGGGCUGGGGACGGGAGGAUGAUGAGUUUUAUCGACGUAUCAAAGGAGCUGGUCUCCAGGUUCGCCGUCCCUCUGGAAUCACAACUGGAUAUGAGACUUUCCAGCACCUGCAUGACCCAGCCUGGAGGAAGAGAGACCAGAAGCGUAUUGCUGCACAGAAGCAGGAACAGUUCAAGGUGGAUCGGAAGGGAGGACUCAACAAUGUGAGGUACCGAAUCGAGUCACGGACAGCUCUGAGUGUGGCAGGAGCCCCUUGCACUGUCCUUAAUGUCUUGUUGGACUGUGACACAAAUGAGACCCCUUGGUGCACAUUUGGCUGAGCCAGUUGUGUCACUGUGCUUGAGCCGAGAUGUCGGGGCUGCUGCCCAGCUGCUUGGACAAAGCAGGAUCUUUGCAGCGGCUGCUUGUGGCGGUGCUGGCGAGAUGCAGAGGAACAGAAAAGGCCAAGAACUGGGCUUUGCUGGGUCUGACAGAAGAGGCUGAGAGCAGGACUCAGUGGCAUUGCUGCAGACAUUGGUGCUGCCUCCCAGGGCAGGUGCAGGAGGCUGUUUUCCCUCUCUGGACAUGGCUGAGCUGCCACCCAGUUCAGAGGACAAUAAAGAACUAUCAGGGCA